Molecule: messenger RNA, 1401 nt
Organism: Phragmites australis (common reed)
Lineage: Eukaryota; Viridiplantae; Streptophyta; Magnoliopsida; Poales; Poaceae
Product: peroxidase 17-like
Exons: 3
Coding region: 260-1285 (341 amino acids)
Biological process (GO): hydrogen peroxide catabolic process; response to oxidative stress
Molecular function (GO): peroxidase activity; heme binding
Source: RefSeq, a predicted model, not a curated record
UGGAGUGGGGGCCGGCGCCCGUGCUCGCGCACGUACUCGCUCGCACCGUCCGCCCACCACUGACCCCUUUCUAUCUAUAACUACCCGCCGUGGCCUCGCGAGUUGGACGCUACUAGUACGCUGCCAAACAGCAGAGCAGAGCAGAGCAGCACGUCCCCUUCCGGAACGGAAAGGAGCAGAGCGAUCCACCCCUGCCCCUGAGUCCCCGACCCCUUUGUGGGCGCGUGCGUCCUUGUCCCGCCCCCCUCUCUCUCUGGCCAUGGCGAUCCACCGCGCCUGCCUCCCCAUCGUCGCCGUGUUUCUUGCGAUCCUCUGCCGCGCCGAGGCGGCCGUGAGGGAGCUCAAGGUCGGGUACUACGCCGAGACGUGCCCGGAGGCCGAGGAAAUCGUCCGGGAGACCAUGGCCCGCGCGCGCGCCCGCGAGGCCCGCAGCGUCGCGUCCGUCAUGCGCCUCCAGUUCCACGACUGCUUCGUCAACGGGUGCGACGGGUCGGUGCUGAUGGACGACACGCCGACGAUGCUCGGCGAGAAGGAGGCGCUGUCCAACAUCAACUCCCUGCGUUCGUUCGAGGUCAUCGACGAGGUCAAGGAGGCGCUGGAGGAGCAGUGCCCCGGCGUCGUCUCCUGCGCCGACAUCGUCGUCAUGGCCGCCCGCGACGCCGUCGUCCUGACCGGUGGGCCCAACUGGGAGGUGAGGCUUGGGCGCGAGGACAGCCUGACGGCGAGUCAGGAGGACUCGGACAACAUCAUGCCGAGCCCGCGCGCCAACGCGAGCGCGCUCAUCCGCCUCUUCGCCGGCCUCAACCUCUCCGUCACAGACCUCGUCGCGCUCUCCGGAUCGCACUCCAUCGGCGAGGCCCGCUGCUUCUCUAUCUUCUUCCGCCUCUACAACCAGUCCGGCUCCGGCCGGCCGGACCCAAACAUGGACGCCACCUACCGCGACAAGCUCGACGCGCUCUGCCCCAUGGGCGGCGACGAGGAGGUCACCGGCGGCUUGGACGCCACCCCUGUUGUCUUCGACAACCAGUACUUCAAGGACCUCGUCGGCCUCCGCGGCUUCUUGAACUCCGACCAGACGCUCUUCUCCGACAACGCCAGGACCGGGUGGGUCGUGAAGCGUUUCAGCGGGGACCAGGACGCCUUCUUCAAGGCCUUCGUCGAGGGGAUGAUCAAGAUGGGCGAGCUGCAGAACCCCAGGAAGGGGGAGAUACGGCGCAACUGCCGCGUCGCCAAUGGCUCGCCGCCGCCGCCGAAUGAGGCGGUGGCCCGCGUCGUGGACUUCUGAGCUCCGGUAGCUGCUUCAGAAGAGCUCUCUGAUAUGGUAGUGAUGUGUUGAUAGGGUUUUGAACUUCUGAUCCUGUGUAAAUUUUGCACCUAUAUAUGAUAAUGGUGUCAGAUUCA